AUGGAAUCAUCACUCAUAUAUAUUAUGAUUUUACUUUUGAAUAUGUUUGAAUUUUUGCCAGGAAUAGUAUUUAAUAAAGGUGAGAAGGAGUACCACUUCACUUGUUACAAUGAAGGCUCGCCUACAGACAUUCAAAUAAUCAAGUUGUUCCUUUCCACUGACAAUUUGAAAGUCCACUGUUUCUUCCGAAGUGAAAACUCUGAUAUUUCAAGGGCAAUUCUGGGUAUUUUUACAACAGGAGGCAUUGCUCCCAAAAUGAUAGUCAUGAACAGCACAUACAAUUUUGACUUCCACUUUAACUUAUCUCUGUUCAGGAAUCAGUUGGUCUGGAUAAUUGAUAUUCCUAGAGAAAACAUCACAGUAAACACAGACAUCGCAGCUGUAGAACAAUGGAUAAUAAAGAUUACAAUGCAUGAAGGAUUAAACAUUUAUGAUACUGAAGGUACCCUACUGGAUCUUGUCCGAGAGCCUGUUCUUCAGUGGAGUCUUGGACCUAUCAUGAAUAGAACGCACGUCAUGGAAUUGUAUCCACAUGUGAUUGAUAUCAUAGUGACAAAGUGCCCCUGUGCCAAUGAUGUGGCAUUACUUGGCUUUAUUUUGAAUUCAACAUAUAAUGGUGUUUACAUAGGCAAAACCGUUUCUGGAUUUUGGAAAAAUAAUGAAACCGUAUGGUAUGACAUGACAGAUAUGAUCUAUACAGUCCUUAAAGAUGAACGCAGAGGGCUUACUGUGAUAGAUAUGACUUUAACAAAUCAUUUUUUAGUCAUCCUUACCUCGUUGGGUCUUUUUGUAAGUCCUGAUCUUCGUUAUCCAUCCACUUCACCCAUACAGCUUUCAAGAGCUGAGUUUUGUGGAUUUGAAAGGGACGACUAUAUGAAAGGAAAACUGUGGUAUAAUGAAAGAUGUUUUUCGAACACAGAAAGUUUUGAAGUUGAUUAUAUUACUAUCACUUUCGACAGAAACAGGACCCUCAGUGAGUCCAGUUCUUGUUUUUAUAGUAAAGAACCAUUUCUUGAAUGGUUGCCUUGCUUAGAUUCCACUUAUGAAAGUUCAACAACUGUGGUAACAUUUCUUAUUGAUCAAGAAAGUAAAACUGGAAUUUAUCUCCUCCGUCAUCAGAGAUCUCGGCAUGUUACUGUCUCUGUAUCAAUGCUCAGGGAGGAGAAACCAAGCCCUCGACCAAAAUUUCCAAAUUUUAAAUUUCCUGCCUCAUUCUCUCAUCCAGUUGGAAUGGUGUUUCAUCCCCGAAGCCACUUUCUGUAUGUUUAUGGAGAUCAGGUAGAGCAUUUGCCUGACAUUCAUGAAGUUCUAGGUUUGAUCCCCAACACUAAAAAGACGAUAGUGAGCAAAAUUGUGUUGACAGCUAAAAAUAAAUCUGGAAAUGCUUACAUCAGAAAAGUAUAUAAACACACCAGUUCUCCUUUGGGAUUCGAUACUUCAGUUGUCGCAGAAAUACUCGAACCUUUUGGGAUAGAGGAAAUAAGUGACAGCCCUUGUUUAUCUAGCGGUCUUACCAUUUCAAGUAAUGGAAACAAUUUCUACACUCUUACUCUUACAUCACAAAACCCCAGACAAGUAUUUAAAUCUACAGAUGUUGAAAAGACUGUGGUGAAGCCUGGCCACAGCAGCUUCCUGAUCACAGAAAUUAUAGAUAGCUGGAAUGCUUUAUCCAUAGCUACUAUGCCUCAUACUGUAAAAUCAACCUUGAGAUUUGCCCCAAACACUUGGUUCUUAUACAACUUUGGAUUAAAAGGAGGACGAAAUUGGAACAUACAUUUAAGACCAUGUAAUUACUGGUUUCAAGCAUAUGAUAAAAAUUUUCUAUCUCUCAGUCUUGUGGAGUAUAUUGACGUCGGAAACAAAGCAGAUUUUGAAUUUACUGUUAUUCCUCAUGUAACAAGUUCAAUGCCAGUUCAAGGCCAACCAUUGAGUGUGAUUAUUGGAAACCCAAUGUUAUUGGAAGUUAAGACAGAAGGUCACUAUGACAUCAACGAAAAUUACCAUUUGAAGAUUGACGUAGGUAGCAAAUUUUCACACAAAGGCUCCACGUCGCUGGCGCUGGUUCUGUGGGACGCAUCAACCGAUUGCCUUGUCACGACGCUGGUGACAACCAUGAAGAGCAGCUGCAGUUACCUCAGGACUAUGCACCACGUUCCCGACACUUACAUACCACCUGAAGACUGGACCAGCGGAGUUCACGAGGACAGUCUGGGCUUCAACAUGAUCAAAACUCUGCCGGUAAACUACAGGCCUCCAUCUAAUAUGGGAAUUUCUAUUCCACUGACCGAUAACUUUUAUCAUGCAGACCCUAGCAAACCCAUCCCAAGAAAUCUGUUUCAGAAAUCAAAGGAAACUGGCAAAUACAAACAGUGCGCCAAUGCCACCCGUCGGGAAAUGUGCAACUGCACUGAGCACCAAAAGUUUUCACAUGCUGUCGCUUUCUCGGACUGCAAAGAAAAGGUUCAUCGUUACAAGUUUCCAGUCACACAAUACCCGGUCGUUUUGGAGAUUUUCAAUGAAGGAGAAAAAUUCUCCAUGGAACCCCCAUAUUUGGUUACCGUGACUGAAGUCAAUAUGAGAAAAAACUGGGAAAUAAAACUGAGGAAUUCACUCAGUAGUUAA
Molecule: messenger RNA, 2622 nt
Organism: Psammomys obesus (fat sand rat)
Lineage: Eukaryota; Metazoa; Chordata; Mammalia; Rodentia; Muridae
Gene: Catsperb
Product: cation channel sperm associated auxiliary subunit beta
Exons: 22
Coding region: 1-2622 (873 amino acids)
Cellular component (GO): CatSper complex; cilium
Source: RefSeq, a predicted model, not a curated record